This is a messenger RNA of Salvia miltiorrhiza (redroot sage), 1720 nucleotides long. RefSeq names its product protein-S-isoprenylcysteine O-methyltransferase A-like. The record is from RefSeq and is a predicted model, not a curated record. Gene Ontology annotation, molecular function: protein C-terminal S-isoprenylcysteine carboxyl O-methyltransferase activity. The transcript is spliced from 2 exons. Gene Ontology annotation, cellular component: membrane; endoplasmic reticulum. Gene Ontology annotation, biological process: C-terminal protein methylation. Bases 746 to 1339 code for a protein of 197 amino acids. Lineage: Eukaryota; Viridiplantae; Streptophyta; Magnoliopsida; Lamiales; Lamiaceae.
CUAUUUGCCACUUCCCCCUUAUUACUAUUACUUUCAUAUUUUCAUCGAGACACAUCAUUUUUAUUUAUAGUUCAUAUAUUUAGCAGGUAUUUAACUCAAUAUUUACUUAUUUGUGCAAUUUUCACAUGACUUUCAACUAUUACAACUUUUUUGAGUUAGAAAAGAAAGGGUCCAUGAUGAUUGAACCAAUAACCUUUCUUGUUAGUACUUUUUUGUUAUUCUAAAAUUAUUAUCAACUUAUCUUAGUGAUAGCCAUAUUUAUAUAGUAUUACCACCAUGCAUAAUUUCAUUUAAAAUAUGGGGAAGCUAAAAACACAAACGGAAAAUAAAUAUUUUUGUUUCAACAAAUAUGUGAUCAUACAGAAUCUCUGGAUCACCGCCUUUUGAUGAAAUCCGGAAGAAAUUUUUAGACCAAAAAACAAACAAACUAUCCUUUCCUCGCCAUUGAGUUUUUUCAAACCUCCACGAUUCAAAAUACGAAGGAAAUUCAACCUUUAUCAUGGGUGUCAUUGAUUGCACAUAGAUCGACUGGCUGAAAUGUUUGCCGACCUACACCAAUAACCAGUUUCGAUCCGUCACGGAAGUGAUCGUCUCUGCCUUCGCCCACGCGCUGUCAUGGCUUCGCCCACGUCAGGUCUGGAAUAAAGCAAGAGUAACUUAUCCAAGUUUCAUUGUUUGAGAUGAUUCUGAGCAUGAGACUUGUUUAUUAAUCCUGAGGAUAGGCUUUUGGGUGUUCUUUUGAAAAAUGUCGGAGAUCUUCAGCUUCACGGCUUUCAGACAUAUAUCGCAAAUGCUCUUUGCGACAUUCUUCUUUCACAGUUCUGAGUUUCUUCUAGCAGUUUACUUCCACGGGAUUCACAAAGUAACUCUGAAUUCCCUUUUACUCAGCAUAGACUAUGUUAUGGCAAUGAUCUGCUCCCUGAUAGAGUACUUGAUUGAAGUUCAUUUCUUCCCGGAGAUGAAGGAACAGUGGGAAGUAAGCAACAUGGGUCUUGCCUUGGUAGUCGUUGGUGAAGUGAUACGGAAGUUGGCUAUAAUAACUGCUGGUAGGUCCUUCACUCAUCUAAUAAAGAAAUAUAUUGAUGAUGAUCAUGUAUUGAUCACUCAUGGGCUCUACAAGUAUGUCCGGCAUCCAAGUUACUGUGGCUUCUUUAUCUGGUCCGUUGGUACUCAAAUAAUGCUUUGCAAUCCGGUAUGUACGCUUGGAUUUGCACUAGUGGUUUGGCGUUUUUUCCAAAUUAGGAUACCAUAUGAGGAGUUUUUCUUGAGGCAGUAUUUUGGUUCUCAGUAUGAGGCGUAUGCUAGACGAACGGCUUCCGGUAUCCCAUUUGUAAAGUGAUGACCUUACCCUAUAUUUGGUGCUGAAUUCUUGCCAGUGCUCCAUAGUCCAUACAGUUUCAAUUUCAAUCAUGUUUCAUGUUUAGAUAGAGCAUGAUUGCUAAUAGCUGCGCUCUCUCAUUUUUGUUAGGCUUGUAGCUAUUGUUUCCUAAAAGCCAUUUUGGGGAAAGCAGCUUCAAACAUACUUUUUUGUGUUUGGCAUUCCAUAAAACAGGCACGAGAGCAUCUUUUCGGUCAAGAUCCGUAAGAUGGUACUUGUAUUUGGAUCCAAAUCCGACUCCUCUUAAAAUAGGUCUUUCUUGGUUUCUAAUUCAAUGUCGUUUUUUUUGUUUGGAUAUAACUGUAUGUUUUAUGUCGAUUGAAAUCUUUGGAUUGCAUUCAA